This is a messenger RNA of Cuscuta campestris, 2866 nucleotides long. NCBI's taxonomy places the organism in Eukaryota, Viridiplantae, Streptophyta, Magnoliopsida, Solanales, Convolvulaceae. The record is from the annotation of a GenBank genome assembly.
ACAAAGAGAGAUCAUAUAUGGAAACCGUUGGCGCGAUCAUAUAUUGAUUACUGCUUCUGUUCUCUGCUAUUGAUUUUAUUGAAGAUGUGCCCUUUAUCGCGAUCGAUCGGCUGUUAUAUAUAAAUCUGCUUCAGAAAAUAUAAUUUUAUUGAAGUUUUGCCUUUAUUAUGAUUUCUCCUGUCCUUAUCGACUAGGUAGGGCAAAUCUUAGAUGGAAGUGGUUGGCGCGUUAGUUGUUUUCACGAUGUUCUGGUUUAAAUUCUGUUUCUAUUCUCGGGCAAUUGAUUUAAUUGAUGUUUUGCCUUUAUCUGAUCCCUACUGUUAAUUGUUUCCCUGCCUUGACUAGAUGUGUUUUCUUCUCUUGAUUCUAUGAUGUCCUUAUGAUUUCAUGUCACGAGAAAGAUGUGUGGGAUAGGAGUGGUUGAACAAGAUGGACAUGUUUGAUUGCCAGUUUGAUUGUUGAAGUUUCGAUCUUUAUGGUGAUUGAUUGGUUGUUGUUGUAUCUAUUUUCGGCAAUUAUUUGUGUUCACAUCUUAUCUAGAUGAUGUAGAUCGGAUAGUGGAUUGGAGUUCACCCUUCGUUUUUUAUUUAUCUGGUCCAUCACAUCUAUGCUCGGUUUGUACUUUCGGAAAUUGUUUAUUUAUCUUUGUCCGCUGUUGAAGAUCUCUACCCUGCUGUUGGUCUGAUGCUGGUCGGAUGAUACACGCUCACCUGCAACAAUUUGGUUAUUUACAGUUCUUUAGUUAUUUACAGUGAAGCAUUGGACAUUCAUCGUUCUAACAAUGUAGAUAUUCCAAUUUAUAUUUUAAAAUCUGAAGGGCACUAUUUAAUUUUAUCUUGGAUCAUAUAUGCCUAGGUUCUGAUGAGUAAUAGAUGUGGGACAGAUCAUUGGUUUGACAGUUUGACUUUGCUUGCAAUACUUUGGAUUCAUCUGGGUUAGCAGGUUGAUGUGUUUUUUAUCCUGUUAUUGGACUUAAUGUCAUUCAUGGCAAGAAUUUUGUGAAUUAGGGUGGUUGUAUAAGAUGGCUUGGUUUGAUGUCAAGACGCCUAUUGCUAAUAAUUCAGGAAGUUCUGCACUGAUUAUGGCGAUAUUAGAAAUGGAUUCGACAAAAACUAUGCACAAUAUCAGAUGUGUUCGCUUCGUCUUGACCACCUCUCAUAAUCUAUAAAUACCACGACCCUUAUAAUCGUGAUAGAAUUUUUUAGUCCUGAUCAGAUGCUAAUUUUCGAAUCAACCCUCCUCCUUAUUGACUUGUCGAAGUGGCACAGAUCAACAUGCAUAUGGAGGUUAUGGAGCUCUCUUUCCAAGAUAUCCCGUCUGACCCACAAGGUAGAAGGUAAUAUUGAGUUAGUGUUCUCACUCCGCAGUCCGUACAAAGAGAAUAGUAGUCUUAUUUUCUUCAUUCAAAACAUUUGAAAAUCUCACCACAUCUAGCUACUGUAAUGGUCUAGACGCCAAAGCUUCUCUCGAUGGCUUUUGUUAAACAAAAUACUGGAACCAAGAUUUUUUCCCUGGUAAGAUUGUGUGGAUGUGUUGUUUGGUUGCGGGAACUUGUAGCUCUCUGUUUGUAGAUGUAGGCUCACACAGGUGAUUCGAUGUCAAGUACAAGGUUCUCGACAAGUACAAGGUCCAUUCUGGAUUUUAUAUUUCUUGCUGAAGAACAGGUAGAUCUAUUUUUCUGCCUUCGUAUAUUGGUGCAGGUGAUUCCUUAACAUCAUUCACAUGUUCAAAUCGUGAGCUUUACUACCUUAAAAGAUUUCAUUGGUCAAUUUUUAAAAUAAAAUAAUAUAGUCUAGUUACCUUCCUUUUCUCCUUUUGUAGAAAACUAUUCAUUUAGUAUUUAAAUACUACUCCGUAAUUCAUUUAGUGUUUUUUAUCAUGUUAUUGGACUUGAUGGCUUGGUUUGAUGUCAAGACGCCUAUUGCUAAUAAUUCAGGAAGUUCUGCACUGAUUAUGGCGAUAGUAGAAAUGGAUUCGACAUAAAGUAUGCACAAUAUCAGAUGUGUUCGCUUCUUCUUGACCACCUCUCAUAAUCUAUAAAUACCAUGACCCUUAUAAUUGUGAUAGAAUUUUGUAGUCCUGAUCAGAUGCUAAUUUUCCAAUCAAGCCUCCGCCUUAUUGACUUGUAGAAGUGGCACAGAUCAACAUGCAUAUGGAGGUUAUGGAGCUCUCUUUCCAAGAUAUCCCGUCUGAUCCACAAGGUAGAAGGCUCUGAUGACUUAUAGAAGUGGUGCAUGCAGUUCAUAGAUUUGACUUUGAUUGCGAGAUUUCAAUAGUCAAGGAAGGAGAUGCUGGAAGUGUAGGUAUUGGAAAUGUUCUGAUUGAGUCACAAACAUUACAUGUGAUGCUGGAAGUAGAUUUAUUGAAAACACAGAAAAUUUGUCAAGUUUUAUGCGCUACGAACAGGUGAACCACAACGAAAACAUAGACCGUCUUUUUUGUCAACAAUAGAAGGAAGGGGGACUAGCUUCAGUGUUGAGAAAGUAACAUGCGGAUCAACAUGCAUAUGGAGGUUAUGGAGCUCUCUUUUUGAGACGCCCUCUUUGACCAGCGAGUUAGAAGGCUGUGCAAGUUGGUCCGACUUGAUAUCAGACAUGUCAACAAUUUUGUGAAUCGAAUGGUCAAAUCAGAUGGCUUAUUUUGAUUUCAGAUGACUUAUAGAAGCGGUGCAUGCAGAUCAUAGAUUUGACUUCGGUUGCAAGAUCGUAAAAGUCAAUGUGGAAGUGGAGUUACUAAAAAUGUUUUGAUUUUGUCUCAAACUUUACAUGUGAUGCUCGAAGUAGAUGUAUUGAAAAUGCACGGAAACCUUGUCAAAUUUUAUGCCCAAUGCACUGUUAAUUACAGCAAAUUAAGACUUAGAGAAGGC